CUUCAUAGUCCUGGAAAGUAGCCGGUGUGCCCUGAAGCUUUGCUUGGUCUAAAUUAAAAUAAAUAAAUCUUUUCUUUUCAAAACAGGAUUAUGGCCUAUAAAAUGCUUCAAGUAGCCCUGUGUUCAACAUUGCUUAUAGGAGCGUUGGGAGCACCAUUUUUGUCGGAGGACCCAGCAAACCAGUUCCUACAUCUCAAAAGACAUAUAUAUUUGCAGAAUUACUGGGACCCAGAUCACAAUCCAAAUAUGUGGGGAAACACGCUGGCUGAUCAGGUUCAUGAAACAUGGACUGCUUUGAAAACAACAGCAGAGUAUUAUCUGAAUAUGAAUUCCUUCACUCUUGACGUAUCCACUGCCCAGUAAAUGUGCUUUGAUGGUUCAACCAGGAGAGCAAAAAUAGGGGAAGUCAACAUGGCAAUGAACUUUGGAGACCUGGAGGCAAAUCCAUGCCACUCACAAGAUUAUUUCAUACCUCUGUCUCAUGGAGCUGUUAAAGAUUAUUUAAUAUGUCCAUCUCAUAGAGCUGUUGAAAGGAGUAAAUAUGAAAACCCAAGUAGAAUUAGAAGUUCUCAAUAAAUUACAGAAAAACUAGAAUUAAAAGUCCUCAAUAAAUUAUAGCUCUUAAAAUGAGAACUAAAAUAACAUUUAUAAAAAGGGGGCUUUUAUGGAGAAGGAAAUUAAAAACAAAAACAUAAUGUCAUUAAAACUCACUGUUGAUAGUUUACUUUCCAUUGCUUCCUUUUUGAGAGAGUUCACUAUUUAAUUAAAGGAAGAGAGAACUCUCAAAUGGAGUUGGUUCUCUCCUUUUUCUUCAAUACUUUUCACUUUCUAAAGGCAGCCUAUUUUAAAAUAGUGCUUUUGAGAAUUUUCCAUCAAAUGUGUAUUGCUGAGGGCAGUAGAGAAUAUCAUCUUAACUCCUAUUUGGGAGCAGAUGAUGACUGGGAACCCAUUGGAAACAUUCAUCUGUAAGUGCAAAGCCCUUAGGAGUUUUGUAAAAUUUUGCAAGUUUUGCA
This is a messenger RNA of Nyctereutes procyonoides (raccoon dog), 1013 nucleotides long. It is a transcript of the gene CUNH3orf85, whose product is annotated as chromosome unknown C3orf85 homolog. NCBI's taxonomy places the organism in Eukaryota, Metazoa, Chordata, Mammalia, Carnivora, Canidae. The record is from RefSeq and is a predicted model, not a curated record. The transcript has 3 exons. The coding region runs from base 91 to 363 and encodes 90 amino acids.